AUGCCCAGCAAUGGCUACACGGUCGUAGUGCCAAGGACGGAGGUGCAUCGGGAUGGGGACUGCCACCGGGCAGUGCACGUGUGGAUCUACUAUGAGAGCACCGGGGAGUUGUUGCUGCAGCGCCGCGCCGACUGCAAGGACUCGCGGCCCGGCCAGUGGGACAUCUCCAGCGCUGGCCACAUCACCGUCGGAGACUCCUCCCUCUCCUCCGCGCGGUGA
Messenger RNA from Triticum turgidum subsp. durum (durum wheat), 219 nucleotides. Lineage: Eukaryota; Viridiplantae; Streptophyta; Magnoliopsida; Poales; Poaceae. The record is from the annotation of a GenBank genome assembly.